AUGCUCCGGAUUUUGGGCUUCACGUUGCUUCUUGGAUCUCUACAGGCGGACUGUCCGGCUGGAUGGAAUUUCCUGGCGAGCAGCGGGACUUGCUACAGCGUCAGUAAUCAGGCUUCAACAUACGCGCAAGCAGUUCGCACUUGCCAACUUUCCGGCGGAGAUGUUGUGAAAAUAACAGACGCCUUCACCAAUCAAGCGAUUGUCAAGGCGAUUCAAAACGUAGCCAGCCCAGCAUUUUACAUCGGCGUUGAGCAACAAUCUUCUGGUGCUUGGACCUAUACGGAUGGGACGCCAUUGACAUACCAAAAUUGGGCAAAUGCACCCGCAAGCGGUUCGAACUCUUCCGAGAAAUGCGCCGUCAUCGCCGCCCCGAACACCACUUGGCAAGUGUCGAAUUGUGGAGAUUUUAACGGGUUCGUCUGCUCGAAGCCGGUGGAUCAAGCGCCUUGCCCCAAGCCGUGGUUCUUCUCGAACGUCACGGGGUAUUGCUACUAUUUGAAGGGCUUCACAAUGUCCGAUGGGAAACUUUGGGAUCUGGUAGAUGGAACGGAAGCGGAAGUGCGUUGUCGCCAACUGCACGCCAAUUCUCAUCUCGUUUCGAUGCGCGAUGAGUACGAGAAUCAAGUCGUUUACGACCAAAUCAAGACCUCAAACCUAUCGGCUUACCGGGACAAGCUUCCGGAAAACCACUACCCGUGUUUGAGUGGCGACGUUUUGACCGGUCUACGCUACGCAAACGCUACCGGCUUUUCUUGGACCGACGGGACACCCAUGGAUUAUACCCCGCAAACUUAUAAAACCGACGGCUUCUAUUACGGGGUGGUGAAUGACGCAUCGUGCGGUGGGAAAUACUGGGUUGGUGCCGGAAAGCCGAAACUUGCGGCCGCCAGAUACAUGUGCAAAAUGAGUCCGCCG
Molecule: messenger RNA, 915 nt
Organism: Mesorhabditis spiculigera
Lineage: Eukaryota; Metazoa; Nematoda; Chromadorea; Rhabditida; Rhabditidae
Source: the annotation of a GenBank genome assembly